AUGGAUUACAUCAAAGAGCUCGAUAUUCGACUCGACAAGGAGCACUACUACGCCGGUGAAGUGCUCUCGGGGCGAGUCAUAAUGCACACUACGGAAAAUUUCAAGCUCAAGUCCAUCCGGUUACUGCUCAGAGGAAAAGCGCACGUCGAGUGGAAGGUGUUCGUGUCCGGAGACAAAAGAACGGUGAAGGACGAUCAGGUCUACAUCGACGAGCGGGCCGUCAUAUGGGGCGAACGGGCGGGCGAAGGACUGGACGUGACCGUGCCGGUGCUGGUGCGCGGUCAGCAUCAGUUUCCGUUCCGUUUUAACAUCCCCGAAACCAACCUACCCUGCAGCUUUGAGUCACGUGCCUGUUACAUCCGUUAUUUCGUUAAGGCUACGAUUGAUAUUCCGUACGCUUCUCCACCCCAAGGCAUCAAGUACUUCACCAUCAUCGGACCACACAUAGACUGUAUGGAUGAGCAAUAUCUGAAACCGGUAUCGGGACAGGACAAGAAGGUCAAGUGUUGCCUAUGCUGUGCCAAAGGACCCGUUACGCUCAGCUGUUCCCUCGACCGGACGGCAUUCUGCUGCGGUGAAACUCUCAAGCUGAAAUCGAUCAUCGACAAUCAGGGCGAAGAAGCAGUCAAGCUAAAGGUGCGCCUGCUACAGUACUGCGAGUUUUUCGUCGAGCGAGGCGUGCUCGGUGUGACGAAGGAAGUCCAACACCUGGUGCUCGAGUACAAAGGCGAAACGGUGGUACCGAACGAGCGGCAGGACACCUGUGCCAACCUGCGCAUCCCAACCGUACCGACCACCAUGAUGGGCGUCUGCCGGCUGGCACAGAUCUACUACACGCUCGUGGCCUGCCUGGAAUUCGAUAAAUCGGGCGACGACUUGCAAAUUAACUUCCCCGUCACGAUCGGUACGGUACCGUUCCGAAUACCGAACAGCAAUCUUCAACCGCACAUAGGAUACGAUGUUGCUAUCGAUCACGUCGAGGGUGGCACCUACAUCGGGCCAGAGUUCCUGCUGGGCGAAGUGUACGAUGGGUGUAAUGUGAGUGACAACGAGCACCGGGACCUGGCGCCACUCUACCGGCCGGUCUAUCUGACGGUUGUCCGCAGCUCGCAGCAAAUAUCGGCCAAAGCGGUCGAGCGCAACAACCGUCGACAAUCAGCUUCAGCCGUCCUGGGUGGCGGUCCUAUGCCGUCCUCAUCGAUGGAUGGCGGUGGGGCGUCUAGUAGCGGCACGAACGGUGGUGCUGUUGGUAGUAAAGGUACCGUGGAAGGUAGAAAUGAUCUCCAGCGGCACCGGAAGUAG
Molecule: messenger RNA, 1302 nt
Organism: Anopheles marshallii
Lineage: Eukaryota; Metazoa; Arthropoda; Insecta; Diptera; Culicidae
Product: arrestin domain-containing protein 3-like
Exons: 8
Coding region: 1-1302 (433 amino acids)
Biological process (GO): protein transport
Cellular component (GO): cytoplasm
Source: RefSeq, a predicted model, not a curated record